AUGGAUUCAAUGAAGGAUGCAUCUGACAACUUUGAUUUACAACAAUGGAACAAGGAAGAGAACAGUGCAUCCGUGGAAUAUAGUAAUAUUGGAUCUGGGGGUCUUGAUGACUACACGAGUCAAUUUCUUACUAAUGAGGUUUUCAAGAGCAAAGAAGAAUUACUUGGUUGGGUACGGGACGUUGGAAGGAAAAAUGGGUUUGUGAUUGUCAUCAAGACAUCAGACUAUGGUGGUGGUCAUAGGACACCGAGGAUAUUUCUUGCCUGUGAGAGAAGUGGUCAAUACAGAGCUCAUAAGAAAUUAGCAGGAGAUGAUUCAAGCAAAAAAAUUGUGAAGAUAACGGGUACAAAGAAAUGCGGGUGUCCCUUUGAGUUAAGGGCUCGUAAGUUGAUGGCUGAUGAUGAUUGGAUGGUAGAUGUAGCAUGUGGAAUGCAUAAUCAUGCUCCUGCUAAACAUUUUGAAGGACAUUCAUUUGCAGGGAGAUUAUCUGAGGAGGAAAAAUCAUUAUUAGUGGAUAUGUCCAAAAGCAUGGUCAGACCGAAAGAGAUUUUGGUUACAUUGAAACGAAAGGAUGCUUUGAAUGUAACCACUAUGAAAACCAUUUACAAUGUACGUCAUAGGAAUAAUGUUAUUGAGAAAGCUGGGAGAUCACAAAUGCAACAUUUGUUGGGUGAGUUAGAAAAACAUAAUUACAUUGAGCGGCAUAGGUGUGACAACAACACGAUGACUGUCAUAGACUUGUUUUGGGCACAUCCUGUCAGUUUAGAUUUGCUCCGUUCAUUUCCAAAGGUGUUGAUCAUGGACUGCACAUAUAAGACAAAUCGAUAUCGUCUUCCUCUUCUUGAGAUAGUUAGAGUGACAUCCACUGAUAUGUCAUUCUCCGUAGCCUUUGCAUAUCUCCAAUUUGAGCGGAUUGAUAACUACGUUUGGGUGUUAACUACAUUGCGUAGUCUCUUGGAUGACAUUGGUAUUCCUGAGGUGAUUGUCACGGACAGGGAGCUUGCUUUGAUGAAUGCUAUUAACAGUGUAUUUUCUACAUCUCGACAUUUAUUAUGCCGAUGGCAUAUUAGUAGAAAUGUACUGGCGAAAUGUAAGAAAAUGUUUAAGAGUAAGGAGGAAUGGGACAAGUUUAUCUCUUUAUGGAAUUUUUUAGUACUCUCCUCAACUGAGCUUGAAUACAAUGAACAUCUUGCUAGGCUACUUGCGGAUUUUGAUACAUAUCCUGAGGUAGUGCAAUAUGUGUCACAAAGUUGGUUAAUUCCAUAUAAGGAUAAGUUUGUUGCCGUAUGGACAGAUAGUUGUAUGCACUUCGGGAAUGUUACAACCAAUAGGGCUGAAAGUGCACAUGCAAAACUGAAACGGCAACUUGGUUCUAACCAAGUAAAUUUUGAGUGUUCUUGGACCAAGAUCCAUAGUUUGCUUGAGUUGCAGCAUGUUGAUAUUAAGGCAUCAUUUGAGAAGAGCUUAACCAUUGUACAACACCAGUUCAAACCAUCCCAUUUUAGAGAGCUUCGAGGCAAUAUCUCUAUUACUGCAUUAGAUCAUGUCUUAGCGGAGAGUAAGCGAGCGAAUGAUGUUGGCAUUGAUGCUUCAGCAUGUGGAUGUGUUGUUCGACGAACAUACGGGUUACCGUGUGCCCAUGAGAUUGCGGAUUACAUCCGGCAAGGUCGUCCAAUACCACUUGAUAGCAUUAACCCACACUGGAGGACUCUUGAGGUAGUACAAAAGUUGAAGAAUGAUAAAGUGGAAUUGAGUUGUGAACCAAAGUUUGAUCUCAUACUUAAGCGAUUCAAUGCAUCUGAUUACUCUACGCAGUUGGAAAUUCUGCAUAAGUUAGGAGAGAUUGCAGAUCCGCAAAGUAGUUUUCUCAUUGAGCCGGAUGUGAAGCCCAACCCUCGAGGUAAGGGACAUAAGAAGAUAGAUGUAUCUACGCGUCGAGACUCAUGUGCAUUUGAGCUAGUUCAGUCUGGACAUGAUAGCCACUCACCUAUGGGCACCCAGAUCCCCACACAAGAUUCUGUCAAAGCACAUAAAAAACGGCCUGGCAAAGAGCAGGUAUAUCGGACGCGUACAAGUACAACUUAUUCAUAUGUUGAUGCCCUUCCAGUUGGAUUGAAGCCUUACAUACGUCUUAUCAAGGAUGUAGAUGCCGAUGGCAAUUGUGGGUUUAGGGCCAUUGCUGGCUUGAUGGGGCUUACAGAGGCUGAAUGGGGUCAAGUCAGGCGUGAUCUCCUACAGGAAUUGCACACACACAUAGACCAUUAUACUCAUCUAUAUGGUUCACGUGACAGGAUUGAAGAGCUGACCCAUAUUCUAUCAUUCUUUGAGCCUAAUCCAGGGUAUCACCGUUGGAUGACUAUGCCUGACAUGGGUCAUCUUAUUGCAUCUUGUUAUAAUGUGGUAUUGUACCACUUAUCUGCACAACAAUGCCUUACUUUCCUCCCCUUACGAUCAGUGCCAAUAUCACAACUUCAACGGCGUGAGAUUGCUAUUGGGUUUGUUAAUGGGAAUCAUUUUGUCCAGGUGUUCAUGUUACCGGGUCAUCCAGUUCCACCAAUAGCUACCAAUUGGUGCAAGUUUCAUCAUUCUUGUGCGGCUGGAUGGGAUACUGCAUAUAGUCGCCGAAUUGAGCAUUUUAAACAAGUUGUUCAUUCAGGGGUAGCUACUAGAGAGACAUUUGAUUGUAUUAACCUCGAUGAGUAAUGAUGUAUGUCAGUUGAGUUGUAGUGAUGCAAUUUAAAUAG
Camellia sinensis is the source of this 2744-nucleotide messenger RNA. Its product is annotated as PKS-NRPS hybrid synthetase cheA-like. The record is from RefSeq and is a predicted model, not a curated record. Lineage: Eukaryota; Viridiplantae; Streptophyta; Magnoliopsida; Ericales; Theaceae.